This is a messenger RNA of Carica papaya (papaya), 732 nucleotides long. The record is from RefSeq and is a predicted model, not a curated record. Lineage: Eukaryota; Viridiplantae; Streptophyta; Magnoliopsida; Brassicales; Caricaceae.
ACAUGUUAUAUUUUACCUGACAGGACAUGAAGAUCCAGAUAAUGGAGUUCCUCGCCUUUCUAGAGUGGAUAUGGAUAAGCUUCUUUUUGAUCCCAACGGGUGGGCUUCUAUUAGGUUAGGUAUCAACAUGCCAACAAGGGUUGAGCGAACGGUGAGAAGAAGUAACUGUGAAAGUCAGCUGGUUGGAGAGCAAACCGGAGAAUUUUAUGAUGUGAUUCUAUAUUUUGGAAUAAUAGACAUCCUACAAGACUAUGAUAUCAGCAAGAAGCUUGAGCAUGCUUAUAAAUCAAUGCAGUAUGACCCCACUUCUAUCUCUGCUGUUGAUCCGAAGCAAUAUUCAAAACGCUUCCGGGAUUUUAUCUUCAGAGUUUUUGCAGAAGACACUUGAAAGGUAUGAGUUAACCCGAAAAUUCUCAACCUGCCCUAGAGUGGCUUUCUGGUCCUCAUCAUAAGAUGACAGCAAAUUACCAGUAACAAGGUUACUAUUUCGGCUACCAGUGAGCUGCAUUUCAAAAAUGGCAUGCAGCUGCCAAAUACAAUACACAAUUUUGUGACUACUCCGAGUUAUGAUCUAGCUUGAUCAUCGUCUUUAUUAAUUUACACUUAACAAUUUUUUAUAUUGGUCUAAUGGAGAUAUAGGUGAAACUCGAAACGGUUACUCAAAGCUGUUUCGGAGAUAAAUGAAAUUAACUGAAUUGUGGAUAUGUAUUCGAAUUGAUUCUUUUUGUACCA